AUGUCCGACAUGGAUUUAAUGUUCAAACCUAUAGUGCUCGUUACUGGGUUUGGACCAUUUUUAAAUCAUCCAUUGAACGCUAGUUGGGAAGCUGUGAAGUUAAUGAAUAAAGAAUCUAUUGAGAAGAAACAUAACGUGGAACUGGUACAGUUAGAAAUUCCGGUAACCUACGAAAAUGUUGACGAGUUUGUGCCUGCUCUUUGGGAUACCCACGAACCUAAAUUAAUGAUCCACGUAGGUGUGUCAGGCAUAGCCGAGUCCAUCACUCUGGAAUGCCAGGCUCAUAGGAAGGGAUAUCAAAGACUCGACUACUUCGACAAAUGUCCACCGAAUCAUGCGUGCCCAGCUACGGGAGCACUUCGCAUCAAGACUAGAUUGGAUGUGGAAAAAAUUUGUCAAGAAUUCAAUGAUGGCUGUCCGCCGGAAACAAAUGCUAUAGUCUCCCUCGAUGCUGGGAGAUACCUGUGUGAGUAUAUCUACUACACAUCACUAAGUGUCGACAAUACCAGAACACUGUUUGUGCAUGUUCCUGAUGUGAAUAAGUAUUCAUCGGAACAGACGGCCCGAGCGUUGGAAGUUAUUCUAGACCUUUGUAUGAAACAGAUAACAGCCAUGGAUGCUGCCGAUACAGUAACCGAGAACUUACAAAGUAAAUGUCAAGUGUGA
This is a messenger RNA of Danaus chrysippus (African queen), 666 nucleotides long. NCBI's taxonomy places the organism in Eukaryota, Metazoa, Arthropoda, Insecta, Lepidoptera, Nymphalidae. The record is from the annotation of a GenBank genome assembly.